Lytechinus pictus (painted urchin) is the source of this 5368-nucleotide messenger RNA. RefSeq names its product zinc finger protein 420-like. Gene Ontology annotation, molecular function: DNA-binding transcription factor activity; RNA polymerase II cis-regulatory region sequence-specific DNA binding. Gene Ontology annotation, biological process: regulation of transcription by RNA polymerase II. The coding region runs from base 304 to 2874 and encodes 856 amino acids. The record is from RefSeq and is a predicted model, not a curated record. The transcript has 3 exons. NCBI's taxonomy places the organism in Eukaryota, Metazoa, Echinodermata, Echinoidea, Temnopleuroida, Toxopneustidae.
AUGCAUAAUGCAAUGGGGAAAAUCCCCUAAUCGCGUUAUUUGGACGGGAGUUGUAAAUUGAAUAAUAGGAUGACUGGCCUCUGACUCGGUAGCUGUAUCAAAUGACCUCACCGCAUACUGAAGGCACUAUUAAGAGUUCAAUGCCAGAGAUUCUCCUCCGACGGGACGGUGUUUUCGUCUGGUCUGCUUCUUGAUUGGAGGAGGAAAACCAAAGUUGAUUCAACACUACAUUUGGAAUGCCACUGCUAAUUGUUCGGGCUGCUGCAUUAAGAGGAAGCUAGGCUCUAGAGUUCUGGAGGGAAGAUGGAUGAGAAUGGUUCAGCUGAGAAUUCAAUACAAGGAGAUAUAAAACUGACCUGUAUGAAUGAGGAUAGUCUGAUUUUCAUCCAAUUUGAGAUUGAGGACAGGGGCACGGAAGGGAGUGCAACGGCCAAGGACUCUCUCCUUAAGAAUGAGGGGACAUUUAGUGACAACUCUACUGCUCUCAUGAAGAACGAUGGAACUGCUCAAGGACGCGAUGAAAAGGGGCUCACAUGUCAACAAUCUGAAGACGACAAAAGUUCUUCUAGUACUGCUCUUCAAGUUUUCAAGAAAGAUGAGAUUAGUCUCCUGCAGAAUGAAGAUAUAGGAUGCUUUGAUGAACUGAGAGUAGAAAAUGAAGAGGUUGUUCUGACUGGAUCGAGUGAUCGUGAGAGGGCAGACUGCACAGGGUCUAUGUGUUCAUCCGUUGAGCAGCAUGAAACAACUGCAUCCGUGGGAGAAACAACUCUUCAAUGUUUAUUGUGUGAUUGCUCCUUUGCUGACGAGUACCAGCUGACAGAACAUCUCCAACGUUCUCACAUCGAUGUAGAGUCCGAAGAUACCAUGAUUCACCGUUCAUACUGUCAAAAAUCGUUUCUAUCCAAUGCAGACUUUGUGAAACACGAGCUUGAACGCACCGGGGGGAAGCCGUUUGAAUUUAGUUUUGCUAGUGAGCAUCGUUCGGACGGGCAUGUGAAUGGAGAAAAAACGCAAAAUGGUGACAAAGAAUUCUCUCUGGAACCUUUGAGUUGCUCAGAAUGGGACGAAAGCUCCAUGUCCGAGUGUGAUCUAGCUAAUCAUAACCGUGUUGCGAAGAAAUCGUAUAAAUGUUCUCAUUGUGGCAUACGAUUCCUUUCUUUAAAAGAUAAAAAAUUACAUGAAAAAUCGCAUGAAGAAAGACCUUUUGAAUGCCAUUUCUGUGAAAAAAGAUUCAAGAUGAAACAUCAUCUUAAUGACCACGUUAGAUUGCACACAUGGGAGAAACUGUUCAAAUGUGAACAUUGCAACCGGAAAUUUCUACAUAAGAGGUCAUUGCGGCAUCAUGUUGGGGGCCAAGAAUGUACCAAAUGCAAAAAGAAAUUUGCUUGUAUGAACAUAAAGAAUGAUCAUAUGUCAAAUUAUCAUGGUUAUGGUCAAUGUCAUGAAUGUCCGAAAUGUGGCAAGUAUUUCAAAUCCAAAGAUAAUCUAAGUCGACAUGAAUUGAGAAUUCACAUUUCUGACAAGAAACAGGGUCAUGUCCCUAUGAUCUUUGACCCUGAAUUCCCUGAUGGAAAUUUACCAGGAGCUCAUGAAUGUGAGUACUGUGGCAAGAAGUUCACCCGAAAAGGCCAUCUAACGGAUCACAUAAGAAUACAUACACAGGAGAAACGCUUCAAAUGUAAACAUUGUGGCAUGGAAUUUAUCCACAGGAAUUCAUUCAAUGGGCAUAUUGGUAAAACAAACGGAAUGAAACCACUAAAAUGUAUCAAAUGCAAGCGGAAAUUUGCAUGUAUGACUAUGAAGCGGAGACAUACAUGUCAUGAAUGUCAGAAAUGUGGCAAGAAAUUCAAAUCGCUGAGUCAACAUUCAUGCGGAAUUCACGUAAAGGAGAAAUCCCUCAAAGAGCUUUCCGACAAGAAAAAAGUUGAUACGUCUCUGAUCGUGCAGGCUUGCAGAAAAUUACCAGCAACUCCUGAAUGUGAGUACUGUGGCAAGAAGUUCACCAAUAAAAGCCAUCUGACAGAACACAUUAGAAUACAUACACAGGAAAAGCGCUUCAAAUGUAAACAUUGUGGCAUGGAAUUUAUCCACAGGAAUUCAUUCAUCGGGCAUAUUGGUAAAACAAACGGAAUGAAACCACUAAAAUGUAUCAAAUGUAAGCAGAACUUUGCAUGUGUGACAAGGAAAAAACAACAUAUGAGUGGGUAUCAUGGAUAUAGUAAUAAAUAUCAUGAACACCUGGAAUGUGGUAAGAAAUUCAUGUCCAAAAGUAACUUGAAGCAACAACAUGAAUUUCCCUCUAAAGAGAUAUCCUCGGAACACAAUAAUAACCAAUGUGAUUCUACCAAGGAAAAUUCAGCAAUCCAUGAAUGCGAGUAUUGUGGCAAGACAUUCACCCGCAAAGUUCAUCAUGAGGAACACAUAAAAACCCACACAAAUGAGAAACGUUUUGAAUGUGAUCAUUGUGACAUGAGAUUUAGGGUGAGGAGUUCAUUAAUUCCACAUUUGGGUAACAAUGCUCUAGCUUGUUUCAAAUGCAAAGAGAAGUUUGCUUGUAUGACCAUGAAACGUAUACAUUCUUGUACAUCACAGUAUCAUGAUGGAUAUGCCCAUGAAUGUACGAAAUGUGGCAAGAAGUUUGAAUUAGCAAGUGGUCUAAAGCAGCACACAUGUAUCCGAGUCAAGAGAAAGGGGAAAGCCUUCAAAUGUGAAUAUUGCAGCAAAGAAUUUUGCUACAAGAGGUGGUAUGAUAUGCAUAUGGCCAGUCAUGAUACAGAUAUGCCAACCCUCUCCAUUUGGUCAGGAGGCUCCCAAGAACUCACCCCACCUCCCGACCUUAGUGAGCCUCCCAUUAUCUUCCCGGAAAAUGGCUGAAAGGUUAAAAAAAAGAAGCUUUUUUAUGAACUGGGUGCAAUUAUGCUCCUGGUGGAAAAGUUUGUGCAUUGUUCAGGUGCAAACAAGCUGGCCCAAGUGACAGAAAAAAAAUUCAGCAAACGGCUCCUUGUACGCCAUGGCAAUAUGCUGUUGUCAUUAUAUACAGUAAAAAUGCUGAGUUUUGGUGGUCCGAUCUCGGGAAACCAAAGUCUUUAAAAGUGUGCAUUAUCUCCCAUUCAUCAAUGCACAUUCAAUGGGUAAUCUAGGCUGAAAAUAUUUUCAUAUGAGUGAAAAUAGAGGAGGCUCGAUAAGCUUAGUUGGUAGAGUGGGGGCUAUGGAUUCUGAUGACUGGUUCUAUUUUCACUUGGUGUGCUAGUUCCCCAAUUGGUAGGGCAUUUAUCCUCAUUACCAGGACCCUCAGAGAGGACUUUAAGCCGUCAGUCCUCUGGAUUGCUUUUGUAGCAUUUAGGUAAAAAAACUGGCACCACUGUAAAGAAAAAUCAGACAAACAACAUUUAUUAUUAUUAUUAUUCUAUCGAAAUCGAACAGGGAACAACAGAGUUAUGACAUUUGAAAGAUUGCAUUAUUUCAGUGAAACAUUUUUAUGCCUGUCUUCAUGAAUAUUCAAUGAGCAAACCGAUGAUAUCAUAUCCCCACUUGUACUUAUGUAUUUAAUUUUAUGAAAUGGUACAUGUAUUUAUUUAAAUUUUGCCUCCAGAAUUAAAAAUAAUUUGAUUGAAAACAUAACAAGAGCAAGUUGGAAUAUGACAUCAAUUUGCUCAUUGAAUAUUGAUGAAAGCAUGAAAAGAACUGUUUCACGGAAAUAAUGCAAAUUUUUAAAAUGUCAUAACUUUGUUAUUCCUCAUCCAUUUUUAUCACAUAUUCAGUGUUUUUUCACCUAAAUUGAAGCAAUGAUUUGUAAGACCAGGGGGUUGUUUCACAAAGAUUUAAGUAUGACUUAAAUGUCUACGUGUAUAUGAUUUGCAACACACAAUCUAAUUAAUCAAUACGCAGUAGUGCGUGUCCUCUUUGCAUGAUCUGACCAAUGCGGUUAUGCCUUUUAUUCCGCGUGCAACUGGACAUUUAUGUGCGACUAUAAGUCAUACUUGAAUCUUUGUGAAACACCCCACAAAUUAUUCAAAACAUAUAUACUGCUUUUAAGUCUGACUCUCUUACGUUAUCAGUUUGUAUGGUCCCUAAAGAUUUGAUGUAAGCAGAUGUACUUGUAUUAUGUUAUUGACAAUGAGAUGGAGAAUAUGGAAACAAUCAUAUUGGAUAGUGUAUAUGUUUGAUGGAUGAAGAGUCUGGAAUAUGAAGGUUUCAGAAUGAUUCAUAUUUACGAGUGAAAAGUGUUAUUCAUACAAUUAUGUGGUAUCAUUAAUUAUUUACACUACAGAAAAAGCAAAAUCUUGGGCAAUUCCAGUUACUUGCACAUUUUACUCUGAGGUCCUUGGUGAUUUUUCAACUUUUUUUUCAAAACUUUGAACACCUUUAGACUGUAAUAACAUGCUCUAAAAACUUUUAAUGUCGUGCAGCUCAUGUAUAAUUUUAUCAUUAUCAACACGAACAGAUUUAUAGGAAAGUCUGUCUUAUUUUAUAUGAAAAUGGUGCAAAUAUGUGUACGCCAUAUCUGUUUUUACUUUUCUAACUCCAGUCAUAUCAAACAUCAAAUCUUGUGUGUCAAUGUAAAAUGUGGUUAAAAACUAACAUCAGUAGCUUUACCACCCUUUCACACGGUAUAAAAAAAUCGUAAUUUGAACGAUGAUUCCAAUGUAAAAUAUGACAAAUUUUUAACACGUGUGAAACCAAACUAGAAUCACAAAUGUUUAUCACAAUUAAGAAUUCAAAUUCUACUCUGGAGGUGAAUUCCAGUUCAGUUUCACUCAAAUUAUGGUACAAAUUUUCCGUGUGAAAGCUAGGUCAGAUGAUUCUAAAGACGAAGUGCAAUCAUCAUUAUAUUGAUGAUUCAAGAUUCACGUGUGAAACGCCCUUUGUUAUGUAACAGAAUUAUAGUUUGAAAAGGACAAGUAAUUCUGGUUCAAAUGAGCAAUAGAGCAUGAUAAACUGAGAGCCAGAACUAGACCUUUAGUCUUGCUUUUAAUUGGGAAGUGCUGAUUGCAUACAGUGUCUGAAAAGUUACAGGAAUGGUGUCAUUAAAAAAAAAUACACUGUUCAGUCAUGCUUUUUUAUUGGGAAGAGGUGAUUGUAUACAGUGUCUGAAAAGUUCCAGGAAUGGUAUUAGCCAACGUUUACUUUGAAGCAGAGCAAUAAGUUCUUUUAAAAAUAAAUUACCAUUUUUGCAGUUCGAGUAAUGCAACGAAUACUAGAAUCAAACUUGAAAGACCAAAUCAGGUUUCAAAUCGUAGUUAAUGUCUAUUGUUUUAUGUCAGUACGAUUUGGAAUUCGAUAUUAUUCAAGUCCUACAGGUUUGCAAUAGAAUGGAAUCUUGAUUUUACUAUAAUUCAUGCUAGGGGCAGAUCUAGGAUUUUCCAAA